This is a messenger RNA of Lynx canadensis (Canada lynx), 1300 nucleotides long. Its product is annotated as protein kish-A-like. Lineage: Eukaryota; Metazoa; Chordata; Mammalia; Carnivora; Felidae. Gene Ontology annotation, biological process: intracellular transport; protein secretion. The transcript has a single exon. The coding region runs from base 261 to 488 and encodes 75 amino acids. The record is from RefSeq and is a predicted model, not a curated record.
UAAACAGUGUGGAACUUGCUCUCAAAAUAAACAAACAUUUAAAUUUUUGCUUACUUCCUGCCUUUUAUUAGAGUUUAUUCAAUUGUUCAUUUCCCAAGUUAGUUACUUAUUGGUCUUCAGCUAUUCUUUUAUGUAAAUAAGCUUUUUCUAAAGAUCGUUUUAGCUCUGUUUCACAUAUUUUAAUACAUAUUUUCAGUUGCAUUCAGUUCCAUUUUCUAAUUUCCAUCAUGAUUUUUCCUUGAGUAAUUGGUUAUUUAGAAAUGUUUUUCAGAUGUGGCUGGGGCUUCACUGGCCUCACUAUGUCUACCGUUUUCGGUUUCCAGAGUCUGUUGACUGUAAUCUUGCUGCUUAUAUGUACCUGUGUUUAUAUCCUAUCCUUGGCACCCGGCCUCCUAGACAGAAAUAAAACUGGAUUGUUGGGUAUAUUUUGGAAGUGCGCCAGAAUUGGUGAACGGAAGAGUCCUUACAUCGCAGUGUGCUGUACAUGAUGGCCUUCGGCAUUUUCUUCAUACAGUAGUAGCUGGGAAAAAUAUCAUCAUUUAAUUGCCAGCAGAUUUCCGUAUGAAAAAAGGACUUACCUAUAGAACAUAAUGGAAUGAAUAGUUAACUCUUUUAUCUCUGAACACUGAAUGAGAUAAAUUUCCAGCUGCCGUUCUCUAUUUUUGUUAUUGGACCAAUGUUCUAUAUAAACAGGGUGUAACCAUUUAAUACGCAGAGUUUAAUAUGUCUAACAAUCAAUGUGAGCAGUGUCACUACAAUAUUACGUUCUGCAAAUGUUACUCUGUCAGAUACCGGUUUUUAGUGAGGCAUCUCUGAGACACAGAAUAGAAAACAAAAUUGGGAAAUCACUUACUUCCCUUCACUGUGAUUUGGAAAUGAUAAAUCUUUAUGGGAUGAGACACUUUUCUGGGCUAGCUUUUUUAUUGAGAAAAAAAGGUUCAAUUUGUGUUGGUAAGGAUUGCAUUCAUAUUUAAUAAUGCUUGCUGUUCCUCUGGCCACACCAGAGCAUUAACAGAGUGCCUCUAAGCAAACUCUAUAGUGUAUUACAGACGUUUCAAGUAUUUAAAACAAGCCUGUGCAUUUCUUAAGGAAGAAGGUAAAUGAGAUAUCACUUAAGAGUAGUAUUGGGGAAAUGUCCAUAUUUAACAUAAAAGUUUAGAAUAGCUGACUGGUCCAGUAGCCUCUGAAAACUCUAGAUAAGUAUGGAUAAAUAUCUUACGAAUAAAUUGACCAGCUGUCAUUCCCCGAAUAAGACUACAUUCUUAGAGUGAAAAGAACAAAAUAGAACAAUUCAGAAUGA